UGCACUCACAUUUAGAACAUCUGAAAUAAGAAAUUUUAGGCGAAUUUUUGCGCAUAAGACGCUGUAAGCGGGUGACAGUUCCACAUUCGAGCGAAUAAGUAAUGACGUCGGGCUUAAAGCGUCUUUAAGCGGUAACUAGCCUUCUAAAGAGAGCGCUUAUAAAGUCUUAAGCGGAAUGUGGAGGGGCAGAUUGUGUCAAAUCUGUCAAUGAAUUUGGAAAUUGAGGGAAUAUUUACAGCUGGUUAUAAGGUUUUGGAUUAUCGCCAUUAAAAAUUAAAAAAAUGUCUCAAAAAACUGUAAUGUGCUCAUACAAUUUAAAUGGAUUAACUAUCGAAGUUGAUGGGGAAACGGCAGAAUUACUAGAAAGCGAUGAACAGUUUAGAAAAAAUUAUGAAACAGCGAUAUCUAAAAUAUUUUCGAACAAUACAGACACAAACAACGUAGCAGCGAUAUCUCAAGAAUUUUCCAGCAAUACAGACACAAACAAUGACCAACAAGAAAUAACAAAUUCAUUAGUAUGGACUUCAAAGAAAUCGUCGUCAGAAGAUGUCGAGGCAACUAUUUUAUUAUUGAAUAUGAGAAAGAAGUUCUCCAGCAAGUUUGAUGACCAAAAACACCCAAAAAUUCAUUUAUGGCAGGAAAUCGCCAACCAUUUAAAUUCAAAAAAAUUUUUUGUUGGUGAAGGUAUUGACGGAGCUGAAAGGUGCCGUAAAAAAUUUUCUAAUCUGCAGGCAACAUAUGUAAAAUACAAAGACAAAAAACACCAAACUGGCGAGGGUAAAGUUUUAAAACCACCAUUCUUAGAGGAAAUGGAGGAAAUUUUCCAGUAUAAAGAUAAAUUUAACCCACCAAUAAUAAUAGACAGCAUUAAAACAAAACAUGAAACAAGUACUGAUACUACUAUCAGAAGUGAUAAUAAAAACUGUCCAAGCUCAUCAAAAGAAAAUUUGUCACCAUCAGUUUCCACUGAUAGUGAUAACGAUCCAAUUAAUAAAUUUCAAAAUAUUCGAAGAUCAACUAAACCAGAUAGAGACAAACUUCUUUCUAACCUGAUUGAAGUACAAAAAAAAGAUAUAGAGGAAAGAAGGUCAGAGUUUGGAAGAAUUAUGUCAUUUUUGGAGACUACGUCAAAUCAAAGACAUGAGCAAAUCAUGGCAUUACUGAAGAAUAAAGAAUCAAAAAAAAGGAAGAGGCAUGAUUCUGAUAGCAGUGGAUAACUCAACACUAAUAAUAUUUAAUGAUAUAUACAGGGUAGCCCAUUAGUGCGAGGAAGUCCAAGAUAUGAAAAAAAGUUUUAUACAGAUGUUGCAUGGUUUAUAAAAGGGUUGAAAAGGACAUAUCCUAAAAAUAUUUUUUUGUAUACAGGGUGUCCCAAGAAAAAGUUGUGAUAAAUUUUGAAGUUGUUUAAAUUGGGAUCCCCAUUUUUCUCUACAGAUUUGGAUUCAGCAUAAAAUUCUGCAUAUAGUACUCUAUUUUUAUUUCCAGCACUAUGUGGUGUAGCUAUUUUAUUUCAUAGUUACUGAAACUUUGGUUAAAAACACUAUAUCCGAAAAGUGGUUAUAAACUAGAAUGAAUUUAACUUUAUUAAUACUUAGCUAUAUUUUAAUAAACCCGCGAGGGAAAAUUUACAUGAUCUUAUACAUGGUAAAUUUUAUAGUGUUAAGAACAUUUAAAAUACUAUAUCUCCAUUUUUUGAAAUGCAACACCCUGUAUAUUAUUUCUUCUUUUAGAUGCAGAAUUAUAAAAUGAACAUUUUUUAUAUUUAAAGUGUAAUAAUUUUUCUCCUAAUUUUUAAUGGUUUAGCAGUUAUUACCAUUAUUAUAUUAGAGAGAAUGUUUAAUUAUUAUAUUACAUAUGGCUCUUUCAAUAGUAAAUUUUGAUCAGAGCCACCUUGUGAUUUUUUGCCUUAUAGUUAACUACUGAAAGAGCCAUUUUCAAUAUACUACAAAUAUCUGCGAAAGUGUAAAAAACAUACAAUGUCCGUGUUUUAAUUCUGCAUCUAAAAGAAAAAUUAUAUUACAUGGUGUUGCAUAUAAAAAAAUUGAGAUAUAGCAUUCUACAUACUGCAAUGGUUUGUAUAAAAAAUAUGCAGUAUAAGAUAAUGUGAGAUUUCUAGCAGGGAUGUAUUCUUGGUAUUUUUAAAAGUAAGUAUUAUAAAGUUAUAUUUACUACAGUUUUAAACACUUAUAUAGUGUUUUUAGCCAAAGUUUUAGUACGAAAUAAAAUGGUAACACCGCAUAGUGCUUCAAAUAAAUAGUGUACUCUAUUGUGCAGAAUACCUGGAUAGCUACAUAUUUAAAAAAAUUGUCUCUCAAUUGUUACAAUUUCUUGGGCAUUCGGCCACUGUAUGUACUUAGGUACCAAUUCUACCAAUCUUCCUAUCAUUAUAUUAACAUAAUAAUGAACUGUUGACGUUGCAACGUCAAAUCUGUCUCCAAUAGAGACUAAGGAGUCCCCUUUUCCUAACCACCAUAGUGUCAUAAGAAGCACUUUUUCACAAUUUAAAGGUACCCCACCUCCAUGAUAAGUUUUAUUAAGUUCAGGGCAUUGAACCACACCCACUAGCUUGUGGAAAGUAUCUGAUGAAUCAGAAAGCUCUGGUCAUCCGAAAAUGCAUGUAAAAGUCUACAUUUUUGUAUCGGAUAUCCAAUUUUCAUUAUAUAUGGAAUAUGGAUUGUAUGUGGUUGUUUCUUUCAAAAAAUAAAAAGAGUGUACUAUUAUGCAGUAUUUUAUGCUGAAUCCAAUUAUGUACGGAAAAGUGGGGCUACAAUUUAAAAAAAAACUUAAAACUUUAUCAUAAUUUUUUUGGACACCCUCUAUACUACAAAAUAUUUUUAGGAUAUGCACGAUUAUAAACUAUUCAAUAUCUUUAUAGAAUUUUUUCAUAUCUUUGUCAACAACAACGAUAUCAUUGACUUCCUCGCACUAAUGGGCCAUCCUGUAUAAUAUUUUUAAAAAUUUGAAUUUAUUAAUAAAAAUGGUCUUACUU
Molecule: messenger RNA, 2989 nt
Organism: Sitophilus oryzae (rice weevil)
Lineage: Eukaryota; Metazoa; Arthropoda; Insecta; Coleoptera; Curculionidae
Exons: 3
Coding region: 282-1217 (311 amino acids)
Source: RefSeq, a predicted model, not a curated record